Saprolegnia diclina VS20 is the source of this 836-nucleotide messenger RNA. RefSeq lists its product as hypothetical. The coding region runs from base 30 to 803 and encodes 257 amino acids. The record is from RefSeq and is a predicted model, not a curated record. The transcript has a single exon. NCBI's taxonomy places the organism in Eukaryota, Oomycota, Saprolegniomycetes, Saprolegniales, Saprolegniaceae.
CGUGUCCAACGGCAUGGAGAGCGUGACACAUGCGGCGCAGGUGCAAGUCCCGGAUCCAUUCUGCAUCUUCCAUCAUCUUGCCAUCACGUAUGACGAUGCGCCAGGUGCUACUGAUGCUGUGCGCGCUGGUCAUGGUGGCUGUCGCGCAGACGACGCCGUCGACAACCAACCCCUUCUUGCCCGCGGAGAGCGCGUGCCAGCGCUGCGCCAACACGGGCACGUGCGACCAAGCGUACCGCGGCAACGCAGGCAAGUACUGCGGCAACUGGCUCGCGCCGCCGAACCUCGCGCGGGCCGUGUGCUGCUGCCCGACCAAGAGCAUUUGCGCCAUCUCGGCGGACCUCAAGCGCUGCGAGUGCCGGGAGGAAAAGUCGAUUCCGUACUGGGUCUGGAUCCUUGUCGCGAUUGGUGUCAUCCUCAUCGGCGUCGGCAUUUACUUUUGCUGCUGCCGCCCCACGCCCACCCCCGAGACCGUCUACGUGCAGCAAGCCGCGCCCAUGUACGUCGAGCAGCCCAUGGGCAUGUGCGGUGCGCCCGGCCAGCCCGUUUACGUCCAAGGGCAGCCGAUGAUGGUCAAUGGUGGCUACGGCUACGGCGGCUACGGUCCGGGCUAUGGCUACGGUGACGGCGGCCUCGCGGCGGGUGUCGCGGUCGGUGCGACCGCGGGUCUUGUUGGCGGCCUUGCACUCGGCGCAGCCAUGGACGCGGGCCACGGCUAUGGUGGUGGCUACGGCGGCGGCUACGGCGGCGGCUACGGCGGCGAAGGCGGCGGUGGCGGUGCCACGUUUGGCGGUGACUUUUAACCCACGAGUAAACUCGAAUAUCUAUUCUGAAAA